AUGCUUUCCCUCCCACCUCCACCCCCACCACCGCCAGGAGCAUCUCCUCCACCACCACCACAAAAACAAACCACUCCAGUCUCUCUGGACCAAAUUGUAAUAUCAAAGCCAGUUAUAAACCAACAAGCUUCAGCUUCACAAAAACCAGAUCCUGACAGUACUGAGAACUCAAGGAAACCAGUCCUACGACAGCCUCAUACUCGACGGACCAAUCCAUUGAUAUGGUGUUCUGCAAUCCUUUGUCUGAUAUUUUGCCUUAUUCUCAUCUUGUUCGGAGUAGCAACUUUAAUCAUCUUCCUCUCCAUAAAACCAAGGACUCCUGCGUUUGACACUCCUAAUGCAAGCCUCAACGGCAUCUACUUCGAUUCACCAGAAUAUUUCAAUGGUGAUUUCACCUUCCUGGCAAACUUUUCCAACCCCAAUCGGAGAAUUGAUGUAAGAUUCGAGUAUCUGGUUAUAGAGCUCUACUUCCACGACAGGCUCAUUGGAACUCAGGCUGUUCAACCUUUCUCUCAGAGAAGAGGAGAAGCUAGACUAGAAUCAGUUCAUUUCAUAUCGAGCUUGGUCUAUUUGCCACAGAAUCUUGGGGUGGAACUACAGAAGCAGGUUUUAAGCAACAGGGUUAACUACAACAUAAGAGGGACUUUCAAAGUGAGAGCCAAUCUGGGUUUGAUCCAUUUCUCUUAUUGGUUGCAUAGCAGAUGUGAGUUGCUGAUGUCAAGUCCCCCAACAGGUGUCUUAGUUUCACAUCGUUGCAAAACAAAGAGAUGAAAAUGCACGUCCUUUUUCCCUUAAUAUCAAGAUUUUCAUUUCCUUCUGUCUGAAUUGAGACUAGUUGAUUCUCUGAUGGAAAGAAAAUUCUUGAAAAUUUUAAGCUUCACACAAAUAGUAUAUUCUUCUUUUUCUUAUUG
This is a messenger RNA of Theobroma umbraticum, 911 nucleotides long. RefSeq lists its product as uncharacterized. Gene Ontology annotation, cellular component: plasma membrane. Gene Ontology annotation, biological process: defense response to other organism. The record is from RefSeq and is a predicted model, not a curated record. Lineage: Eukaryota; Viridiplantae; Streptophyta; Magnoliopsida; Malvales; Malvaceae.